AUGGGUCAGCAACAAUCCGCCGAAAAGGGCUCCUCGUCAAAGUCCACUUCUCCCCUGUCCGAGAGAGAUAGAGAACGAGAGAAAGAGAGAGACCGAAGAGUCAACCGGAGAGUCUCCAUCCAGGCCUUGACCCACGGUCGAGCUGCUACUCCCGUUGACCCUUCAGCCUCUCAGGAGACCGCUGUCGCCCAUACCACUUCGCAACACCUCGAGAAAGCUCCUCUUCAACAAUACCUUCAGAACUCAUCUUCCCCCGAACAUCAUGCCAGAAUCGCGUCCAAGGUAGAGAGGUCCACGUCUGGGUCCAGCAGAGAUAAGAAGCAAGAUCUCGAGCAUAGGCCUAAGGAACCUAGGCAUCAGAUUCCCGUACCUGCACCACAAACCUCCACUCCCAUGGACGUUCCUGCUUCUAGGAGCAAGCAAGAUACGAUCGAAGAGAGAUUUGAAGAACAUCGCAAUGCCUACAAUGAUCGCAGAUACACCCCUGUUGCCCAGACUCGUCCACCACGUCUUCCUCUGCCCAUUGCCGAUGUCUCCAUCCCUGAAUCGCCAACCAUCCUUCCAGCAGAUAGAAGCAAUGCCGACAUUCCCAUGUUCGAGACCGAUGAACCUCUGUCUGCUCUGGAACCCGAAUUGCGGAGAAAGAGUUCCAUGCUAAGCGAAGCCACCACUCGUUCCGAAGAAGAUGUUGGCGAUGAAUUGCAGCCCUUUCCCGCCGAGAACAACAACUCUCAGACCGUCCCUACUGUCAUCGAAUGGAAUCAUGGCGGGCACAAGGUUUACGUCACCGGUACUUUUGCAAACUGGGAGAAGAAAUACCGACUUCAUCAAAGGAAGAAUGCCGAUGGCAUGUUCACAACGAUCAAUCUGCCUUCGGGAACCCAUCAUCUCAAGUUCGUUGUAGAUGGUGAGAUGGUAACAAGUCCCUCUUUGCCCACAGCUGUCGACUUCAACAAUUUUCUCGUCAACUACAUCGAAAUUGCCACCGAAGAUCUUUCCAAACCACGACGAGAGAGCACCCAACCGGGAACUAGAACCUCAGCAACACCAGGUCUUACUGCAGACGAGCAAGAUCAGGGCAGGUCCGGCGCUCAGACCCCGGAUGAGUCGGUUACCGAUGAGCUCCAGAUCGAGGAGAUACCAGCGGGAGACUUCCGACGCAUCAUUCCACAAGCCUUGGUCGAUAUCGACCUCCCAGAGGAAGAUCCAAGAAACCAAACGGCACAACGAAUCCUCACCGAGGUUCCGGCUCCUCCGAGCCUGCCACUCUUUCUAAGUCGAUCGAUUCUCAAUGGUGUUCUUCCAGUCAAGGACGACAACAGUGUCUUGACAUUGCCUAAUCAUACGGUUCUCAAUCAUCUCAUGACAAGUAGUGUCAAGAAUGGUGUCCUGGCCACUAGUGUUACCACGAGAUACAAGAAGAAGUAUGUGACGACAAUAUCGUUCAAGCCAGUCCCGAGAUUCCAAACUGCAGCUUAG
Molecule: messenger RNA, 1479 nt
Organism: Exophiala bonariae
Lineage: Eukaryota; Fungi; Ascomycota; Eurotiomycetes; Chaetothyriales; Herpotrichiellaceae
Exons: 3
Coding region: 1-1479 (492 amino acids)
Biological process (GO): signal transduction
Cellular component (GO): nucleotide-activated protein kinase complex; cytoplasm; nucleus
Molecular function (GO): protein kinase binding
Source: RefSeq, a predicted model, not a curated record